AUGCCAGCGCUAGAUAUCCGUGAAACAAACGCGUUUACCGUUAUUAAUAAUGAGGAUAAGCACGCCCGGGGGCAACGGAACGUGAAUAUUGUGAAGCCGCUUCAACGCGAUGACGAUUCAGACGUAACGGAAACGAGUAAGGAGCAGGCGACCGACAGGAUGGUGGCCGUCACCCCCCACACGAUACUCGACCCGAAGUUCUCGCGGGCACUCGACUUUAAGCUUCGACGGUUAAAGGAAAAGGAAAUUUUGGAAGCCAAUCUCAGACGACCGACACGCCAGCGACGCCGCGCCGGGGCUUUAGCUGCGUCCAAUCCUAAUAUUAACUGGAAGGAUUCCACGCCUCCAAAGAAGAUGUUGAGUCAAUCUCAGCCGCGUAUUGACAUUAUUUCUUGUAAUGGAGAAACAACAAAAUUUUCAAGAAACGACAAAUCGCCGGUGUGUAAAAGCCGCAGUAGAAUCUCUGGUUUAAGCGAAGGAGAUAAACCAAGAUUUGUAACGACUGUGAAAACUGGUCAGUUUUUGCUUCCUCCGCCUGACGUGGCUUGUCUGCUUGGUCUGCAGACGCUGUAUCCUCCUCAAGAAAGAGAAAAAAUAGUUUAUUCAUACGCAAGUAAACCGAAAGCAGUUGCUACAAGGACAAAACGGGCAACAGAAACGAAGACUGAGAAAAUACCUAAUGGUGUACCUCCAAAUAUUAAUAACAAUAAACCCAAACAUGCCAGUGAAGCGUUCAAAGGCGUGCGUGCUCUCAUAGCAGGAGUGGCUGGGGUAAAACAUCUUCUUGAACAAUCAGACAAUGUUGGUAGCAUGACAACGGGUGUGGCUGGCAGCCAAGGAUACACUAACCUGAUGCAUGAUAAAAGAGUUGUCCGUGGUAGCACCUUCUCCUCACACCCUCAUGCCGCUGGAGAUGGCAUCGAGAGUAAUGCUGCUCGGGCAGCACGUACCCGCAGGCGUGCUCUGGCCAGGCGAGCAGCACUUGCGAGACUACGACCUGGAACACCUCCCCCGGCGCCAGGAAGACGACAUCAUCCAAUACAAACUGAAUAUUAUUUGGAGGAGUUGUUCGACAAAGGUGUGGAGAUGGAAGUGGGUGUCCAGACUGAUCUAUUCGUAGACCGUCCAGCAACUCCUAUAUAUGUACCUGCUAAGACUGGAGCAGACGCUUCAACUCAAAUAUACCCUGGAGACCUGUUCGAUUUCGACCUAGAAGUACAGCCAAUACUAGAAGUCCUCGUGGGCAAGACGACAGAACAAGCGUUAGCAGAAGUAGCCCAAGAAGAAGAACUUGCCACUCUCAGAGAGCAACAGAGACGGUACCGCGAACUAAGAGACGCAGAACUGGCUGAGAGGCAGAGAUUAGCGGCUCAAGAUGAAAGACUUCAGAAAGAAAAGGAGCGUCGUAUUGCUGAAGCAAGAGCGGCUGCAGUAUCUGGUCGGGAGGCUCGAUCUCGUGUGGCCGCUGCAGCUUUGGUCCAUGGCUAUGUAGCUGAUCUCCUGCCAGCUGUACUAGCCGGUCUAAGGGACGGAGGGUACCUUGUGAGGAGAAUGCAGCAAGGCGUCGAAGAUGAAUUUAUGCCCUGGCUAGUUCAAGAAGUCUCUCAAGAGUUGGAAUCUAUCAUAACAAGCAGAGACGUUAUUACCGAAAUUGUACGAGAUGUAGUCGAAGCGAGAUCUGAAUUAUACGGAGCUGUUGGAGAAAUUGAGGCUCAAAGAGUAUCACCACCAGAGUCAAUCACACCGCUAUCAGAAUUAGAAGGAGAAGGAGAAGCUGAAAAUUUAGCCAGGGUCUGCCUUACAUGUUACAUAGUUUUGCCUAAUUGUUUUUACGACAAGCCGCCUGACAUCAACCCUCUUCGGGAAUGCAUUAAUCAGUGA
Molecule: messenger RNA, 1881 nt
Organism: Danaus chrysippus (African queen)
Lineage: Eukaryota; Metazoa; Arthropoda; Insecta; Lepidoptera; Nymphalidae
Source: the annotation of a GenBank genome assembly